Lytechinus pictus (painted urchin) is the source of this 5386-nucleotide messenger RNA. Its product is annotated as protein N-terminal asparagine amidohydrolase-like. Gene Ontology annotation, biological process: ubiquitin-dependent protein catabolic process. The transcript has 10 exons. Gene Ontology annotation, cellular component: nucleus. Lineage: Eukaryota; Metazoa; Echinodermata; Echinoidea; Temnopleuroida; Toxopneustidae. The record is from RefSeq and is a predicted model, not a curated record. Gene Ontology annotation, molecular function: protein-N-terminal asparagine amidohydrolase activity. The coding region runs from base 111 to 1091 and encodes 326 amino acids.
ACAGUUGGCACUCCAUAAAAUUCUGAUCCUUCCUUCAUCUUCUCAGCUCAGGCAAGUUGGGAACGUAGGAGGUUCAGGUCGAUUUGCCAGUUUCCUCUACUCUCUUCAUCAUGCCUCUCAUGAUCGAUGGACAGCUUUAUCAUCCCAAGGAGAAUGUCAUGCAAUUGGUUGAAGAUUAUCCAAAAUUUAAGGAUGAAGCAGCAGCUUUCUGCACCAAACCAGUGCACCAUUGUGAAGCUAUAGAUCUUCUCUAUGUCAAUCAGAGGGAAUAUGCUGUGACUAUUCCAAGUGAUAAUAUUGUUAAGAUCCUUGGUUCUGAUGAUGCUACUACUUGUCACAUUAUUGUCCUGCGUCAUUCAGGGAGUGGAGCCACCGCUCUGGCCCACCUUGAUGGCCAUGGUAUAGAGGGAGGUAUCGCCAAUAUGCUUGCUUCAAUCUUAACACUCAGUACUGGAUGCAGCGAGGGCAGACUAGAAUUACACAUAUUUGGAGGCUUCUGUGAUAGCCGAGGAGAAUCAGUAGAGAUUUCAGCAAACGUUUUCAGUAUAUUUCACAAAUGUGUACAUGACAUUCACCUUGUUACAGCUUGCAUGUCAGAAUUAAAUGAUACAGUGAAGGAUGGGAUACAUUGGCCAAUACUCUAUGGUGUGGCUGUUAAUGUCAAUAGCGGGGAGAUCUUCCCAGCAUCCUUUGCUGACAAAGGUCCCGACAAACCACUUAGAAGCGUCUACACGCUGUUUGGUAACCAUCAUAUGCGUAAUGUUUAUGAUCACAGUAGUGGUCUUCAUAUGAUCAGUCCAUUCACCUACAGAGCUAUGCCUUACAUCAGUAACUGGCUGCUACAACCAGAUUCAUUUAUCCGUGAGCAUCUGUCGACAUCACCGGAGGUUGAGCCUCCAUACUUUGAGGAAGGUAUCCGUGAUGCCAUCCGAUGGGUCAUGAAUCACCCCCACCCUACCCUCACUGUCUUCCCUGGUAAUAAACCCAGGGUAUAUACCAAGAACCAACAUGGAUUAUGGGUAGAUUACUCCCAGGCCUCCGAUGAUCGGUCAUCAUCGAUGUCCACAUCGUCAUCCAUGUCAUCGUCUUGAUAGCAAUGGAAAUAGUCGACUGCCACAAACAUCUCAUAGAAUUAUGUAAACCUGUAAUAUGUCUGAUAAAAGGUGUAUUUAUUGAAAUAUGUAUAUUUAAUAACGUAUUUGAAUAUAAACCAAAGUUAUUUUAUUUUUAUGUGUUGGAUGUCAAUAGUUAUGUUCAUUAUUGGGUAGGUAGACACGAAUAUAAUCAAACAUGAGUUAACUUCAUCAUUUUGUCGCAAUAGAAUAUAAUUCAGUGGACAAAAUACUUUCAACAAUGAAUUAUGAUUUCAUUCUUGAAAAACGUUCAAUAACAAUGGACAUUGUUUGUUUGACUGUAUGAUAAUUCUAAGAAAAUGUAUUCAUGUUUACCCAUUUUGAAAGAACUGUUCUUUAGUUCUAAUGCAUGUUGAUGUUAAAUGCCAAAUAACCUGCAUGUGAAAAUAUAUUUAGGCUGAAACGUAAAUUGUGAAUUAUGUGAAAUAUAUACAUGUACGCUAUGUGACCAUUGCAACUUAUAUGUGCAGAGAGAAAAAGGUUCGACAGAAAAUAAUUAUAUAUGUACAUCGAAAUACGACAGUAUAUGACUAAGAAAAUUUAGUAAUAAUGGCUCAAUGUGUGUGGAAUAAUAGGUAAUAUGUGUGAGUAUAGUGUGUGAUAAUGAAGGAAGGAAAGAAAUAACUGCAUGUACUGUCAUUACCAAAAACAUCUGAUUGUUGUAACAAUAAUCUACAAAGUUGCCAAUCAGUGUUAUGAAUAUUAUUGUCGUGUUAGACUGUGUGAAACACAUGCUGGAGCUGUGAUGGAUGUUUGUAUAUCUUGCCUCAUCUCUUCAGAAUAACAAAGAAAGACAUUGUAUUGUAUAAUGGGAUAUGUGAUUUAUGUCUGUGUACGUUGUGAGACACAGUCAAACUGUGGAUAAGAUACAGUGAAAACACUAGAUGCUGCCUUCUUUAUGAUAAAUUUCAUGUAAUGUUUUAAGAUAUAACACAGGAGUAAGGACAGUCCUUCUUAAGGCACCGGAUGUACUCAUUACAAUGGGCUCGACAUCAGUAGGUGCCCAGGGUAACUGGGACCCCCAAAGUGGGUCCAAGUGCCCAACAUUUUAAACAUAGAGUUCAAUGUCUAAGGAGAUUUUGGCCAAUUACAGAAACAGUUGCUAUUGAAUGCAAGUAUGAAAAUCAUAUGAAAUAUAGCAACUCUUCAAUGAAGCAAGUUUGAUUUUUUUGGUUACAUUUGAUGCAACUCUUAUGCAAAGACCCCGACCCCUGACCGAUCUGUUUGUUAUUCCCUGGCUCAUAACAGUGUGUGUGUGUGUAUUUGAGUUUUUGUCAGACGUGUAUCAAUCAGAUAUGAUUAUUUACGUCUGGGACCGACCUUUAACGUCACCAUCCGAAAGACGUGACCAGGGUUCGAACCUCUGCAUCAAUUUGUAACUUCCCCACGUAGCUUGGAAUUUCAGGCGCACACCACAACGCCCAGUUGACUGAGUAACUUAGUCUUCAGGCACAGACCCUAAUUGAUACAAUCAACUAGUAGGUCUUGAAUAGAAGUUCCAAUUAGCUGUAAUUCAGCAGAGGUUUGGCAGGGUUAGGAACAUAAUUCAAUUCAGACCUGAUUGGCUAAAAGUUCUGACCACUUGUUUGACAAGAGGAUUUGCAGGCUAUAUACAGUGUUUCCCACAAAAAUGGAAACCCGUUUUCAGAACUAGAUUUCACAAUUAUCAAACAUGUUUUUACUGUAAAUUUGAUACGUAUGAUAAAGAGUGGAAGCUCGUCUUUAUUCUGAGACCAAUAGCUAAGCAAAUUGUUCAUGCAUGUUCUAUUAAAAACAAUAAUAUCGAGGCAUAUCAGAAAUUACUUGUGCAGAAACUCAUGUGAAGCAGCCCCACUCUCAUUUCAUGGAUCAGUGAGAGAAGCUUAUCAAAGAAUACAAAAGAAAUGCAAACGAGCUACUCGUCGAGAAAGCAUGGUCGUCAUAUCACGAACCAAUCUUGUUCAACUAUUCUGCGCAACCUGAUUUUGAAAUCAAAAUUUCAAACUCAUCUUACUCAUUAAUGCAUGAAGUGUUUGUCUCAUAUAAGGUAUCGAAAUAUAGAGUAAUAAUUGAAUUGCAUGAUGUCAAUCAUAGUUUAUUUGCCUUUGAAGAAAAAAAGACAUGGGAAUCCAGGAUUCCUUUUUUCUGGGACGCACUGUAUAGCUUUGCAUUGAUAACAUAAUCUAUGAAAUGUAAUAGAUAUAUUUUAUACCUAUGCUGCUGACAGGGAUGUUGUCUGGUCCAUUUCAAAGACAAAAGUUAUAGUUUUCUCUUUUUAAACACUGGUUUUGGUAGUAGAGAUCUUCCAAAUUUAGAAAUAUCUUUGCCAAUUUAUGAUGACCUGUAGAACAAUUGUACAAGUGACAAUACCUGUACAAGUAACAAUAUUUUACAGAAUGAUUUUUACAAUCAACAUCAGUUGUAAAGUCUAUGGGAAUCAUGUACUUAAGAAUUAUAUUUGAUUGUGUUGAUAGUAUCAGUUUAUGAAACAGGACUUAGAUCUUUCAGAUUUCUGCAACUUUUAAAUCUGUGUACAUUUUCUCUCAGGCCUAAAGUGAACCAUUUCUGAUUUCAUUACUUUCUUUCAGUGAUAUAUGUUAUUUUGAUAUGGCUACUUGAUUGAAAAGAAUAAUGUUUAUUCCACACUAACUAUGCUUAGUAUUAAUGAUUGCGCAAAUAAUUUACUCAGACAUUGAGUUUACUACCAAAUUUAUUUACUGGUGCUUUUAGUAGUUAACUUGCUUCACAUUUCUUGAAAACUCAUCUUCCUCUAUGCUGUACUGCCAUCAUAUAUGUAGAUGUCUUUUUUUUUCUUCACAAUUUUUUUCUUCAAUUUUUAUGUGGAUGAAAGUUAUUGUUCAUCUUAUGUCUUCAUUUGUUAAUUAUAUGAGAUACAUGUAUUUAAUUGUGUAAUCAUACAGAUGAUGAACUUGCAAAUUUUAGUAUAAUGAAAAUGAAAUUAUAGUUACUUCUUAUGACUGCCUUCCAUGCUUGCCUUCAUAAUUACAUAUAUUUUGCUUCUCUUAAUAGUUUAUUUUUUUACUCUUCAAAUGCAAAUAGAUCCAUUUUAUAGAAAAUUAAUAGUGUUAUUAAGUACUAUAAAAAAAUUUGCAUACCACAUAUGUUCAUCUAUGUAGAUGCCCGAUUAUUCUGUAUUUUUUUCUUCUAAACUACAUGAUGCAACUGGCGUCACUUAUUUGAAAGUUAAAGCCAUUAUACCAAGGGAUACUUUGAAGAGCACCAUCUCAUGACCCAGUCUACUCACCCAGGAUUCAACUUUUGAUUAUUUAGUCUUAUGAUGCAUACCUACCAAACAAAAUUAAUUAUUUUCUGUUACUUUUAACAACCUUAAUAACACAAUAUUUGCCAAAAAUUGUUUUCAGUAUGCUUUCGAGCAUUCCUUAGUUUUUAAUAAUGACAGAAUUAACAUCAUAAUUUCAACACCAAAAUUCACAAUAUAUUUCUUUUUGUUUUGUGAAAGGGUAUAUGUAUCAAGACUAUCCUAAUGCACAUGUUUUUAUGGUAAAGUUCUUGGGAGUUAGUUCCACUUGAAUUGAAAUAGAUCAUUGUUAAAAAUACUGUUAAGGUAUAACUUGAUCUUAAAACAGUCGCAUACUUCAUUUGAACUUUUUACUCCUUGGUAAUCAUGUACACUGUACUAAUCUUUGUCACACUCCAUGAACAUUUGGCUUCUUAAAAUAAACUUUGGAAGUGAAUUGAUUGACGAUUAUCAUCAGUAAUAUGAUGAAUGAUUUGAGUACACAAUGCAUUUGAAACUGGUUACUUCAAACCAUUGUUGGAUCUUCCAACUAUUUGUAGAUUUACCUACUUAUUUUUGCAAACUGCUUAUUUGUAGAUUUAAGGGGUGCAUGUAAGUUUCCAAGAUGAUGGACCAAACCUCUCAAAAUUAAUGUGGGAUGUUUCGUAAAAGGUUGGUUUACGUGAUGAUACAGCUCACUGUGAUAACCAAAUUGUUUUAAAUACAUGCAAGUAAAGGGUCCCUUGUAACUUACUCGGAAAUUAUGCAACAAGAAAUUUUUCUAAAUUGUUAUUUUAUUUGAAGGUAAAGAAGCUAUUUCGCUCUUGGGUGAAAAUACUUAUUAUGUUUUUUUUUUUAUUUGAUAAGAGAAACAAAUCUUUGUUUUGCAAAUAUAAAUCUAGACAAACAUUUGACAGAUAAAAAGGUAAUGGAUUUUUAUUAGUUGAAUGAGAGUUUUGUCUUUCAGCGUUGAUAUUUGAAUGAAUAAAAGUAUGAAUAGCUAUUGCAUAUUAUC